AUGGCCUUUCUGGAAGCAAUAAGAUCUGCUGAAACUGAAGAUAUCCAGUGUUCAUUGCGUCGAGUCAGAUGGGUUGGGCACGCAGUUCUGAAAGAUGAGAGCAUUGCUUCUACUGGUCGGAACGCACUCCACUGGGCCGCUUGCGGUGGACAUUUGGAUCUAGUGGAAAAGUUGAUAGCCUCUGGUGUGGACAAAGACUGUAAGGAUCAAUCUGACUGGACUCCAUUAAUGAUCGCAGUUUCUGCUGGCCGCACGCAAGUCGCCAAGUUCCUCAUCGAAGAGGCCCGGGCCGAUGUGAAUGCAGUUAAUUCAACCGGACAACGUCCCAUGCAUUAUGCAGCCUCUAAGAAUCGAUUGGAAAUAGCCCAGUGUCUGUUGAGUGCCGGGGCUCGCGUGGACAUACGUGACUGGGGUGGAACCACUCCGCUUCAUCGUGCCGUUUCUCAAGGAAAUUUGGAUAUGGUCAAGUUGAUUCUUGAACAGGCAUCCUCUACUGAUGUCACAAACAUUGCCGACAACGAAGGCUCUACUCCACUUCACUAUGCUUGCGAGGAAGACAAUAUGUCAGCGGUACGACUGCUUCUAGAUGCUGGCGCCUCCGUUUCCUACAAAAACAAAGCUGGAAAAACCCCUUUGGACGUGGCACCCGACGUGCUGCGAUUAAACCUGACGAAAUUGUUGACAGAAACGGGUGUUCUCCGGAUCAAGAUCCAUCCAUGA
Molecule: messenger RNA, 720 nt
Organism: Opisthorchis viverrini
Lineage: Eukaryota; Metazoa; Platyhelminthes; Trematoda; Opisthorchiida; Opisthorchiidae
Exons: 7
Coding region: 1-720 (239 amino acids)
Cellular component (GO): cytoplasm; nucleus
Molecular function (GO): protein binding
Source: RefSeq, a predicted model, not a curated record